Molecule: messenger RNA, 2018 nt
Organism: Rhipicephalus microplus (southern cattle tick)
Lineage: Eukaryota; Metazoa; Arthropoda; Arachnida; Ixodida; Ixodidae
Product: diacylglycerol O-acyltransferase 1
Biological process (GO): triglyceride biosynthetic process
Cellular component (GO): endoplasmic reticulum membrane
Molecular function (GO): diacylglycerol O-acyltransferase activity
Source: RefSeq, a predicted model, not a curated record
GCCGGAGCAGAUGAGCCCAACGAGGGCGCCGUACCCGCGAACGGACAGUCGGCGCCAACACGCGGACCGAAGCGGCUGGCGCGUCUCGCUGACAUUGAUAGCUAGCCAGGGCCCACUUUUUAUACGCAAACAGCUUUCGACCACUCUCACACUUCUUUCCGAGCUCGGAAGCAGUUCUGCACCGUUGUGGCAGCGAGCGAAUACUCUCUUCACUCACGUCGUUCAAACGGGCACUGGUACUAUCCUGCACGCACAUGUGAAUCAGAUGAGAAGCCGCACAGACACAGUGUCCGCAAGUGAAGCUUCGCGCACCCUCACCCUCCCUUCCUGACAACGACUAACCCUAGUGACUCCCACGAAGCCGAAGUACGUGUUGGCGGGAACAACGAUAGCCUUGUUUGUGGUGACACAUAUAUCAUAGUGUUCUUACUUUGGUGACUGCGCACAGAGCUUCGUUUGUGGAGGUGCGCUAAGUGGAGUGCUUGCGUGAUUCCAACGACUUCUCUGUGAUUCCCGGUGCAAGCGGCGUUCGUUCGUCGCAGCUGUUGCCAUGGCAACCAUCCGUAAUCGAGUGGCAGUGUGCAAAGCAGCUCCAACAGAAGAGGCCACGACGUGCUUCUCAAAGGCGACCUUAACCCGGAGCUUGUCAAAGUCCUCGCCAUCCUUCCAGUUUCUCUGCAGGCAGUUUCACAAGCCCCGGGACUCAUUGCUCAGCCAACCUGGAAGUUUGAUCACCCUCAGAGGAUUCGCAAACUUCACUGUGGUGCUACUGGUGCUGUUCAAUCUGAAAUUGGCUCUCUACAACAUAUCGAGGGCGUCCGCUUACUGCCAACUGACAACGUGGUUGCUUUACGUCUUGGCCGAUACCGCAAGCAUUCCGCCUCUUUUGGCUGCCACCUGUCUCCCAGUGGCGGUGUGCGUCGCACUUCAAGCGGAAAAGCUACUGGCAAGGAAAAAAGUCGGGACAAGGACGUUUAUGGCGGUGAUAGCGGUGAACUUGGCCGUGCUGAUCGUCGCUCCUCCGCUGUUCCUGGUCCCAAUGAGGACCAACCUGGUGGCAUCUAUCGCCUGCAUUUGGCUGACAAUAACUGUUUGGCUGAAACUGGUGUCUUACCACAUGGUCAACUGGUCGUCUCGUCGGGAACACCCAUACGAGCACAAAACCGGCAACGGAAACGUCCCCUCGGUAGAAAAAGACGGUGCAGGGAUCCAGAAGGCCAACGGUACAGCUGCCAACGGGCAUAUUUCCAAGCUUGUCGUCUAUCCCGACAAUCUCUACGCUGCGGACAUUUGGUACUUCAUGUUUGCCCCCACGUUAUGCUACGAGAUCAACUUCCCUCAGAGGCCGAAGAUACGAAAAUGGUUUCUGCUUUGGAUAACCUUGGAAGUAGUGAUUAUACCGUUGCUCGGCAUGACGCUGCUGAACCAAUGGGCAUUGCCCAUCAUGACCAUAACUGCGAAAGCAUACAACGAAAUGGACAUGUGGGAGCUAUUCAAGUCGUACAUAGACCUGGUGGUAUGGAAUACAGUCUUCUGGAUUAUGAUGUCAUUUUGGCUCUUCCACUCGACUCUCAAUUGGCUCGGCGAGGUGCUGCGAUUUGCCGACCGGGACUUCUACAGAGAUUGGUGGAACGCCGAUUCCGUAAGGAGCUUCUGGAAUCGGUGGAACUUGCCCGUGCACCGGUGGUGCUGGCGCCACAUCUACAAUCCACUCGUGAGCGCAGGGUUUACCAAGUUCCAGGCCGAAUUGGCGGUGUUCGGUGUGUCCGCCGUUUUUCACGAGUACAUCAUGAGUCUUCCCCUGAAAAAGGUUUAUGGCGUGGCAUUUGCAGGCAUGGCUAUACAGUUGCCGCUUUUUUAUCUAUACGACAAUGUCAUCCACGAACGAUUCCCGAAAAUCGGCAAUGGACUUAUAGUGGUGCUCUUCAUAUUUGUGAUGCCCUUGGUUGUUCUUCUCUACUACUGCAAGUAUUUCUCCAUCAUCAUAGGGGAACAAUAAAGGAAUUUCAAGAAGUUGA